Messenger RNA from Rhinichthys klamathensis goyatoka, 1158 nucleotides. RefSeq names its product general transcription factor IIIA, b (gene gtf3ab). The record is from RefSeq and is a predicted model, not a curated record. Bases 73 to 1035 code for a protein of 320 amino acids. Gene Ontology annotation, cellular component: nucleus. The transcript has 9 exons. Lineage: Eukaryota; Metazoa; Chordata; Actinopteri; Cypriniformes; Leuciscidae.
AUGAAAUUGUUUUGUUGUGGGCCGAAGACCGACCUACCACCUGUUGACAGUAGCAGUUUAUAAUCGACUAGAAUGGGUGAAAGAAUUCAACACCCGAAUAAACAUUUAAUUUGUUCUUUCUCUGACUGUAAAGCGACGUUUUCAAAGCUUUGGAAGUUGGAAACGCAUUACUGCAGACACACUGGACUGCCGUUUGCUUGUGGAAACUGCGAGAAGAGCUUUUGUACCCGUUACCAGCUUACCCGACAUCAACUGAGCCACAGUGGCGAGAAACCCUACCUGUGCUCCGUCAGCGGGUGUUCAGCUGCAUUUUCCACGCCUGGCAGCUUGAGGAACCAUGUUGCUCAUGUUCACCACCACGAAGAGAAGUAUUAUGUGUGCAACCAUCAAGGCUGUGGAAAGGAGUUCCGUAAGAAAAAGCAACUGAAGAUUCACAUGUGUGAACACACAAAUGAGUUGCCCUUUGAAUGUGACUUUAAGGGAUGCAACAACAAAUUUGAUUCCUCUAAAGCUCUAAAACGACAUGGGAAGGUACAUGAAGUUUACCCAUGUGAUGAGGAGUUCUGCAACUUCAGAGGAAAAACUUGGUCUGAGUAUCAAAAGCACAAAAAGACUGCACACAGAGUUACCCUGCCAUGUGAUCAAUGCAAGAAGAUCUUCCACAACGCCUGGUUUUUGCAGAAGCACAAACAAUCCGUUCACUCUGGGGAGCGGCGCAUGUUUAAAUGCUCUAGAGAGGGCUGUCAAAAGAGCUACACCAAAAACUUCAACCUGCAGAACCACAUUCUGGUCUUCCAUGAGGGAAAGCACGACUUCACCUGCCCUUUUGCAGGCUGCGGUAAAGCCUUUGCUAUGAAGGAAAGCCUGAAGAGGCAUUCUGUAGUCCAUAACCCUCAGAAGUCAAAACUGCCGAAGCCAAAAGUCAAGCCGCGCAAACGCAAGGCGACUUCAUCCAAAACAGAUGCAGCUAAACUAUCUGAGCACCUGCAAAAUGUGUCCUUGAACAAGACUGGAUCAAAGAAGCCAUUGCCUUAACUUUAUUUUUCAUGGAACAAUCCCCUUUUGUCCCAUAUUUUCCUCAGUUUCUAAGUUUUGUUUAGUUUAUACAGACAUGAUGUUUUCAGUUUAGAUUCAUGAAAUAAAUGAUCACUGCUGCAA